CCAUAAAGCAGACUCGGCCCGUCCUCCGCCGCUCUUCACCCCGUCGGUCUGCCUCCACACCGGGACCCUCCGAGCGACGACAAUGCGGGCAGCGGGGCUCCGGCUGGCGGUGGCGGCUCUGGCUCUGCUCGCCGCGGCGCUGAGCGGCUCGCAGGCGGAGGUGAUCGAUGACAUCCUGGGCAGCCUCUCCCGGGGAGCGUCCUUCCUGGAGCGGCAGCAUGAGCACAUCAACCUGGACGGGGUGGUGGGCUUCGUCAUGCUGCAGGCUGAGUUGAAGGAAGCGGUCCGGACGUGGCCUCACACCGACCCGGUGAGCUGGGCUCAGAGGACCACCGCCGUCACUCUGGUCAGACGUCUGGACCAAAACCUGGAAAAGGCUGUCGCUGCUAUAAAACAGAAUGACCCCAAAUACUACAGAGAGUUUGAGCCUCUGCUGUCGUGGAGCUUCUGGCUGAUUCCUCCUGAGUGGAGCUCCACUGACCCCAGCCUGGUUUAUCCGUCCACCAUGACCACCGAGUGCUACGACGAGCAGCUCAGCGACAAAUGUCUGACUCUGCUGCUGGGAACCUGGAAAAUGAACGGGACGCCCUGCAUCGUCACCAAACCUUGCCGGGACACCAUGACUCGCUUCGGCUGCCCACACUACUCCUUGUCCCACCAGCUGCUCUACUUCAUGAUCGGAAGAAUGCGCGGCUGCACCAACCUGCUGAAAGGCGACACAAGAGCAUCCAGAGCCAACAUGACCGAACUGAACUACCAGAAGAUCUUCUGCUCCAACAUGAUGAAGACCAACCAGGACAUCAUCAAAGACGGCUUGACCGAACAGACCGUCGACAUCUUCAUCGAGAACAUCCUGAUUUGCGGAUUGGCUGGUUUCUCCGACUUCCACAAAGCUGAUUGGCUGCAGCACAUCCUCAGGCUGCAGGAUGAGGAAGUGGGCUGCUUUGGGAGAGACAAGAGCAUCAUCUCUCAGAUUAUUGGAGAUGAGCUGCUGGAACAGCUGCAGCCUCACAGGAGAGUGAAGAGGAGGGAGAAGAUACUGCCAGACGGCUGUUCCAGUCACAUGACGGCGGUGGCUGUGGGCGCUCUGGGAGGAUACCUGAACUAUUACCUGACGGAGCAGGACAUAACGAAGAGGCCGCUGUCCUGAACCUCCCACAUUCCUCACCCUGCAGGGAGGAGUGAACUCGAGACAUAGAUCAUCAGGUAGAGAUGUUCCUCAGUGACAGAGACUCACUCCGACUCAACACGUUACUUCAUGAACAUAGAUGAUGAAUUUUGUAAUAAGACGCUGGGAUGUUUGUGGCUGUUUGGCACAAAAUGGAUACUAAGGAGUUUUUUUUUACUAUACUAUACUUGCAUAUAUAUUAUAUUGGAUCAUGUGAGUUUUACCUGAUCUCCUACAAUCAUGUAUAAAUACUAAAUCCCAAUAUAAAAGUAGUGAUGCUCCAAUCCUAACAGAAAUGAUCAGAUACUUGUUACAAUUCAUUUAUAAUUGAAAAAAAGUAAAUCUGAUCUUUGUGUUCAGCUUCUGUGCAAAUUUACUACAUUUCUUUCUGCACUAAUUUGUAGAAAAUCGCUUUGUACCUCAAAAGCCAACAAACUUUUAUGGUCAGAGACAAAAACUCCAGACAGAGAACAAAUGUUUGCUUGUAGGUUUGUGCAGCCACACCCUGCAGUCACUGAUAUUUUAUGACAAGCUUGAUAUAACUGUCAGAGAAUCAGAGGUUCUCUUUUCGUUUUAGCAGCUCCAGGACAAACCUUGGGAGUGAGAAGUGAGCUGAACAUAGAUUUCCUGUGUGACAUGCAUGUUUUUUGGAAAAAUUUUACUUCUCUCGGCAGGUCCUGUGUUGAUUUCAGACAUCUGGGAGGAGAAAAUACUUGUAAUUAGUAUGUCAUCAAUACCGAAGAUACAUAAGUUUGUUGUGUAUUUAGAGGGAUUAGAGACUUUAUGACUUGUUGAAGUGUGAGUUAGGAUUUUUCUGUUACUUGAUGCUGAUAUUAAAUGAUAAUAUCAAAACUAAAAACCCUAAAUGGAGCAUCUCUAUUUGAAACGCGUUUACUUAAUGCUACAAAAGCAACAUCAAAAUCAGCUAACGUUAUUUUACAGAUGCAGACGCUUCAGAUUUGUUUCCAAAAAUAACAAGAACGUCUUUAUUUUCUUUAAAAUAUGUUUUUGCUUUUCACAAACAUGUAACCAGCUGAACAUAAAGCCACUGGAGUAUUAAGGCGGCAGUCCAGCACUGACCAAAGAGGGUCUGCAUGAACUAUGAAUGUAUGUAGAUGAACUUACAUAACACUAUUGUUGUCGUGUAAAGUUAUGUGACGAGAAUAAAGACUAACUAAUAAAA
Stegastes partitus (bicolor damselfish) is the source of this 2351-nucleotide messenger RNA. RefSeq names its product chromosome unknown C16orf89 homolog (gene cunh16orf89). Lineage: Eukaryota; Metazoa; Chordata; Actinopteri; Pomacentridae. The record is from RefSeq and is a predicted model, not a curated record. Gene Ontology annotation, cellular component: cytosol; membrane. The transcript has 8 exons. Bases 83 to 1150 code for a protein of 355 amino acids.